ACAACACAACUGGUUUCUCUUCUUGAUACAAGCAGAUCUGCCAGCCUCCUCGGUCAAGAGAAGCAUCACUCCCGAAAUGGAAACGGGACACUUUGGAAAGAAUGCCAAAGUGCAUGACAAUAAAACCCGUGGGCUCACAUUUGCACCAAUCUCCAAUCUCCUGUAAGAGUCAAAAGGGCAAACUGAGAGUGUGUGACCUUUCAAGAAAGCUAAACACCCCGUGACGUUGAGCAGGAAGACUUCCAGUGGUUAAACUCUGUCCACUGCUUUAAGUCACCUCCAGGAGCGUGGAUGCUGCCUUCUGGUGGUGGCAGUCUAUGUAAAAACUUGAUCUAGCACCACUCUCUGAAUGCAUUGGAGACUUGUUUAGAACUUCAAAAACCAAGGAAAAUCUAAAAGAAAAAAAAAAAAAACUCCUAGCCAAAAAAAAAAAAUUGACAUUGAAAUCUUAACAAGGAGGCAAAGCUUCCUCCUUUGCUCUUCACAGCCUAAGAAGUGAUGUGACUGCCACUGUCAAACAAUGACGAUGAACAGCACGUGUGUUGAGGAGCAACACGACCUAGAUCACUACCUGUUCCCAGUGGUCUACAUAUUUGUGUUUAUAGUCAGCGUCCCGGCCAACGUCGGGUCUUUAUGUGUAUCCUUUCUGCAAGCAAAGAAGGAAAACGAGCUAGGAAUUUACCUCUUCAGUUUGUCACUGUCAGAUCUGCUGUACGCAUUGACGCUGCCUCUGUGGAUCAAUUACACCUGGAAUAAAGACAACUGGACGUUCUCUCCCGCCUUAUGCAAAGGAAGUGUCUUCUUCACGUACAUGAACUUCUACAGCAGCACGGCGUUCCUCACCUGCAUCGCCUUGGACCGCUAUUUAGCCGUUGUCUACCCGCUGAAGUUUUCGUUUCUGAGAACGAGAAGAUUUGCCUUCGUGAGCAGCCUGUCUAUCUGGAUACUGGAGUCCAUCUUUAACUCCAUCCUCCUGUGGAAAGAUGAGACAAGCGUCGAAUACUGUGCUGCGGAGAAGUCCAACUUCACGCUGUGUUACGACAAAUACCCGCUGGAGACCUGGCAGAUCGACCUCAACCUGUUCAGGACGUGCAUGGGCUACGCGCUGCCUUUGGUCACCAUCAUGAUCUGCAACCAUAAAGUCUAUCAAGCCGUGCAGCACAACCAAGCCACGGAGAACAGCGAGAAGAGAAGAAUCAUAAAGCUGCUUGCGGGCAUCACGCUGACUUUCGUACUAUGCUUCACGCCCUUCCACGUGAUGGUGCUCAUUCGCUGCAUCUUAGAGCGCAAUAUGAACUUCAACGACAAGUCUGGAAAGCAGACGUUCACAGUGUACAGAAUCACAGUGGCUCUGACAAGUCUAAACUGUGUCGCCGAUCCAAUUCUGUACUGUUUUGUGACUGAAACGGGGAGAGCCGAUAUGUGGAACAUAUUAAAAUCGUGUACCAGGAAACACAAUAGAUCACAAGAACAAAAAAAGGAAGUAAUUUCUGUGUCCACAAGAGAUACCAUAGAACUAGAGAUUAUAGCAUAAAAGAUGAAAGCAGGUUAAGAUACGUGAUGUUACACAAUAAAAACUGUAUUUUUGAAAGUAAAUCUGGUAUAGGAGGACCAAGUGUUCUGAGUGAGUACUUAAUUCUACCCCAGCAGAAAUAUUUUAAAGGUACAUUGUACAACCCCUACAUUGACUUUCAUUAAAUAAGGUAUGGAAAUGUGUCAUUUUCUAAA
Myodes glareolus (Bank vole) is the source of this 1728-nucleotide messenger RNA. It is a transcript of the gene Gpr65, whose product is annotated as G protein-coupled receptor 65. Gene Ontology annotation, cellular component: membrane. Gene Ontology annotation, biological process: G protein-coupled receptor signaling pathway. Lineage: Eukaryota; Metazoa; Chordata; Mammalia; Rodentia; Cricetidae. Gene Ontology annotation, molecular function: G protein-coupled receptor activity. The record is from RefSeq and is a predicted model, not a curated record.